Molecule: messenger RNA, 4438 nt
Organism: Betta splendens (Siamese fighting fish)
Lineage: Eukaryota; Metazoa; Chordata; Actinopteri; Anabantiformes; Osphronemidae
Product: potassium channel subfamily K member 2-like
Exons: 7
Coding region: 443-1732 (429 amino acids)
Biological process (GO): potassium ion transmembrane transport; stabilization of membrane potential
Cellular component (GO): membrane
Molecular function (GO): potassium ion leak channel activity; outward rectifier potassium channel activity
Source: RefSeq, a predicted model, not a curated record
GGCGCAAACACGAAGCACAGGACGCUCCUGAACAUCAAGUAGCGCCUCUCUCCCACUCCUCCGCUCUCCUCCUUUCAGCAGGAGUGGCCGCGCAGUGCCACAAGUACCUCCUCUCAUCCGCGCGAAUCCGAAACCUCCCCUCUCCUCAUAAUGCCUCCAAACACCUGGAUGGAUUCCGCGGACGCGACUCGACGCACCGCUUGCGCCGCGUCUUAGCGCACGUUUCGCUCGGAACGAGGGAUGUACGCGCCGGAUGUGUUUUUUUCGCUGGUGGACCGCGACGUGGAAGGAAACGCAACUCGGUGAAAGCAUGCGGAGCGCGGCCACGUCCCUCGGCGGGAGCACCGCGGGCGCACGGCUGCGGCGGUAGGAAAAGCUGCGCUCGCGCGUUUUCAGGGGGGAAAUCCUUCGAUGAGGAAACAAAGAGAAGCGAUGGUAGAGAAUGGCCGCACCUGACCUUCUGGACCCCAAGUCUGCAGCCCACAACUCCAAGCCUCGCCUGUCCUUCUCGGCCAAACCCGUGGUGCUGAACACCCCCGAGGACGAGUGCGACACGCGGCCCACCGUCAUGAGGUGGAAAACCGUGUCGGCCAUCUUCUUCCUGGUGGUGCUCUACCUCAUCAUCGGCGCCACGGUGUUCAGAGCGCUGGAGCAGCCUCAGGAGAGUCUGCAGAAGCUGGCCAUCCUCACGGAGAAGCUGGACUUCUUGACCACGCACGCCUGCGUGAACUCCUCCGAGCUGGAGGAUCUGAUCAAGCAAGUGGUCUCAGCCGUCCGGGCAGGUGUGAACCCGUCAGGAAAUUCCUCCAAUCAGACGAGCCUCUGGGACCUGAGUUCCUCCUUCUUCUUUGCUGGGACUGUUAUCACCACUAUAGGGUUUGGGAACAUCUCCCCCCACACGGAGGGAGGACGGAUCUUCUGCAUCAUCUACGCUCUCCUGGGGAUUCCCCUCUUUGGGUUCCUGCUGGCCGGUGUCGGGGACCAGUUGGGGACCAUUUUUGGGAAGGGCAUCGCCAAAGUGGAGAAGAUGAUCGUGAAGUGGAAAGUGAGCCAGACGAAGAUCCGCGUCAUCUCCACGCUGAUCUUCAUCCUGUUCGGGUGCCUCCUCUUCGUGGCGCUGCCGGCCGUCAUCUUCAAGCACAUCGAAGGCUGGAGCACGCUGGAGUCCAUCUACUUCGUGGUCAUCACUCUCACCACCAUCGGCUUCGGGGACUUUGUCGCCGGUGAAAAAGGUGGGACUGAGAGUCCAGAGUACCUGGACUACUACAAGCCUGUGGUUUGGUUCUGGAUCCUGGUGGGCCUGGCCUACUUUGCCGCGGUGCUCAGCAUGAUCGGGGACUGGUUCCGGGUGAUCUCCAAGAAAACUAAAGAGGAGGUCGGGGAGUUCCGGGCUCACGCCGCCGAGUGGACGGCCAACGUGUCGGCGGAGUUCAAGGAGACGCGGCGGCGGCUCAGCGUCGACAUAUACGACAAGUUCCAGCGGGCGGCGUCCAUCAAGCGCAAGCUGUCGUCCGAGCUGGGCAUCAACGCGUCCCUCAACCAGGAGAUGACGCCGGGCAAGAGGACGCUGUCGGCCAACCUGUUCGACGACAAGGAGGCCUUCCCCGGCCUGAGCCUGUCCCUGACCCCCGCGCCGGGGACCCUGGCCCGGAACGGCAGCCUGUACCUGAACGGCCUCAGCCCCGACUACGCCGACCGGCGGGAGCUCGCCGUCAUCGAGAACCUGAAGUGAGCGGCGUGAGGGUGAAAAACAGACAUCAUCUUGAGCGGUCGGUGAUGAGGCACCCGUCCGUUCAUUCAGCCGCCGGCUGGGAGUAAGUCACUGAGCUGCACUUCAGCCCCCGCUUCCAUAACCCGCGCCGACAUCAUCGCCAGCCGAGCUGCUGUUUGAGAGGAGCCUGCGUUUGAGCGGCCUGGAAGGACAGAGCGGCGGCAUCUCUUCUGUCACACGGCCACAAACGAGCCUGCGAACACGGCAGCGCGUUGGUCUCGCUUAGAAAAGCAAUAGACGCGUCCGUUCCCGUCGCUCCGGAGGCUCUCCUGAAAUCUGCAUCAGAUGAGGAGAACCCCCCCCCAGACGCUCUGUUGUUACCAAUGGACUCCAAGGAUUGUGGCUUUUUGGUUACGUUUACACUUCUUACUAUGGAUUUCUAGGCCUUGUGUUCGCUGCUCAGUCCGGCCUCACUGAAGAGACGAAUGUUGACAUUUUUCGGUCCCUUUCGCGACUGAUUUCAGCUUUUCACACUAAGGAGUUUAUCCACUCGUGCCUUAAUGAGCCGCCAUGAACAUGGAGGCUGGCAGUGCAUGAAAGGCUGAGCCUGAUCUGAAUCCACAAGCACAGCAGGGAGGAGGACAACUAGGAGGCAUCCUGGACCAUUAGGACAAUUGAAGCCAAUGCAGGACCCUGCUUAAAGACAUUUCAGGUGGACGUGAGGUUUGAGAUGAGGCACAAAAUGAGAGAGUGUCACCGCGUUGUCUUUGUUUUAGGGAUUAGCGACCGCUCUGAAAGUGCUGAGGUACUUAGAUUAACCACACAGUGCCAGGCUCACUGAACAACCCCCCCCCCCCCCCCCCCCCCCCCUCCCCUAUACCAAAGCAUCAGUCCUGCUCUUCUGACGGAGGAAACAGGGAGAGGCCUUCGCACUGAUCACAGGAUCAGGAGCUUUGUGUCCAGCAGGGUUUCAGAAACGCAGACCCAGCGUUUCCUCUUGAACCUCAGAGACAGAACCUGAAGCGUCGACUCGUUUCAGCUCUAAUUGGAAACGACUCCCGCACACGAGUCCUGAACAGUAAAAGUUACGGGGAUGAAAAGCAAUCUUUACCUCAGUGCACUGCGUGAUCAGAGGGAAGAAUGAGGCGUCACGUCUCGCAGUGACUCGCGUCGAGACUUUAGAUGUAAAUUGUGUCUGAAAUAGAAUAAUCAACCGACAUCAGUGCAACGCUGCAGCAGCUUUGGUGUUGAUGAAAUAUUUCGACGAAUACAACUUUGAAUGUUUCUUGAACGUGUUUUUUUUUCUUACUGUCAUAAUCAAUGACUCACCACCGGGAUCGUAGUUUGUAGCUUUAACGAACACAUUUAUAACACAGGUCAGUCGUGCGGGAAACCAGAUCGACCCGCUCUAACAAAUGAAUCAUUUAGAAGCUGCUGUGCGGAAAAGUGUGUUCUGAGCACAUUUUGGUUUUGUUGCAGUGUUUUUCCUGGCAAUAAGUUUUGGUAUAUUUUUUAUACUGCAGCAGUUGGUCAAAAGAGUCACACGUCCUGCAUAGAGAAACAUCUACUGAAUGUAUUUCAGUGUUUGCGCGCUGCUCAUCCUAAAACAAGCUCUCUAGCUCAAUGUGUGCAUAUGAAAUCACUUCUGCACUUUCCGUAAUUCGUCAGUUCAGUUAGUUAUUAAAGUUAUAGGUUUCGAUGAAACAGUCCAAAUGCAUCACGUAAAGACCAUAUGAUGCAUUUUUAUGAUAAACCUUUAUACAUGGAGGAACAUGUACAGUAGAUAAGCAUCAGCUACAGGUGAUGGGAGUAAUUCAUUACUAUCCGACUGCCACAGAUCACACAGUAUUCCGUUCACCUCUGUUUCCUGUCUUCCAGUCACUUGCCUCUGUUACCAUUAAAACUGUGCACAAAGGUAGAAAUCCCAGCGUGAGGAACAGCUGCUGUGGCGCCAUUCUGAAUCUGCAAUGUAACUAGAGCUGCGGCUUCACAGUGUUACACUUGCAAUACAUAAUGAAAGACGGAAUACUAAUUCGCCGAGGGAGGCAAUCCUUUCAAAGUAAGAGCCCCGAUAAAUCAUCCAGUAACCGUUUCCCAGUAGGCUGUGAUUGACAGCCGCUAGGAGGCGGGCUGUCGCUGCGGGGCAGCGUCAAGCAGCGUUACAUAAUGCACGCGGACGCACGCGGUUGUUUACGUGGCGGUCCCGCGAGGUGUGCGUGAACGCGUGGCGCUGCGUUCCGGGGAACUCGCUGCGUUUCCACCCACACAGGCGUCGGCCCCUCCUCGUCCCAGGGUGACGAGUUUUUAAUUAAGCCCGUGGCUCGCGUCGAAACCCCAGUCGGCGGAUGCUGAAUGUGUCUCUCCAUUGAUGAUGGUGCAGAUGAGCCUCAUAAUGAAUGUACGCGCAUUCAUGAUUUAGCAUUGUGAUUUAUGUAUGUGCCGAGCAGUUCAUUCAACCCAGCGGGGCACAAAACAACCCUGGGCCCUCAAGUCGCUGGCUUUUUCAUUUAAACAUGAUUUAGUCAUAACGGUAAAGGAAUGUUGUCAUGCACAUGCAGAAAUGUGUGAACUGUGCUUCAGUGAAACCAUCAAUUAUGGUUUGAUUUGCAUAAAAUGUCUUUUAAAUAAGACUCGUUAUGUCAGUUCUGAUAAAUUCGCCUGUAAAGACUGUACAUGUGAGGAGGUCAUGUACACAUAAGGACAUUUAAUAAAUGAACAUGAUUACAA